This is a messenger RNA of Lindgomyces ingoldianus, 7082 nucleotides long. RefSeq lists its product as uncharacterized. The coding region runs from base 1 to 7032 and encodes 2343 amino acids. The record is from RefSeq and is a predicted model, not a curated record. Gene Ontology annotation, molecular function: alpha-1,3-glucan synthase activity. The transcript is spliced from 6 exons. Gene Ontology annotation, biological process: fungal-type cell wall (1->3)-alpha-glucan biosynthetic process. Gene Ontology annotation, cellular component: fungal-type cell wall. Lineage: Eukaryota; Fungi; Ascomycota; Dothideomycetes; Pleosporales; Lindgomycetaceae.
AUGCUUUCCUAUUUUUAUUUCUUUAUCACUCUCAUUAGCUUUGCCUGGGCAUCUCCAUACGAUCCCCGGGAGCUCGACUAUAAUCUUAAUCAGAAUCAGUCAGCAGUUUCGCCCUUGGACUACUGGGGGUCAUGGGACAAUCAUACAUUCAACCCUUCACCACGAAACUGGAGGUUUCCUUUUUAUACAUUUUUCCUUGACAGGUUCGCGAAUGGUGAUCCCACGAACGAUAACGCCAACGGCACUUCGUUCGAGCAAGAUAUCUUCAGCAACCAGUUCCGCCAUGGUGGUGAUGUCUCUGGUCUACGAGAUUCGCUUGAUUACCUUCAGGGGCUAGGAAUAAAAGGCUUGUACAUUGCCGGCUCUGCCUUCAUUAAUCAGCCUUGGACAGCCGAUUCCUUCUCCCCAAUUGAUCUCACCGUACUCGACCACCACUAUGGAACGAUACAGGAGUGGAGAGAUGUGAUCAAGGAGAUCCACAGCCGUGGAAUGUAUGUCGUGCUCGACAACACGUUUGCGACCAUGGGAGAUCUGGUUGGCUUUGAAGGGUACCUGAACGACACUACACCUUUCACACUCAAGGAACACAAGACUGUUUGGAAGAGUGAUCGUCGGUACCUUGACUUCGAUAUCGGCAACAAUUACAAUGAGACUUGCCAGUAUCCCAGAUUCUGGAACGAAACCGGAUUUCCAAUCGAGAAGUCGUACACUGAUCAGAUGAAGGGUUGCUACAACUCUGACUUCGACCAGUAUGGCGACACUGAAGCUUUCGGAGUCUAUCCCGAUUUCCAACGUCAACUGACCAAAUUCGCUUCCGUCCAAGACAGACUGCGCGAGUGGGUCCCUUCAGUCAGACGGCGCAUCCAGCAUUUUUCUUGCAUCGCGAUCAAUAUGCUUGACAUCGACGGUUUCCGUUUUGACAAAGCCACUCAGGUAACCGUUGAUGCGCAAGGAGAAUUUGGCAAGCAUAUCCGUGAGUGCGCUCGAAAGUUGGGCAAGGAGAACUUCUUCAUGCCUGGCGAAAUCACGGGCGGUAAUUCCUUUGCUUCAAUCUACCUUGGAAGAGGUCGACAACCAGACAUGCUCCCGGCCAAUUUGUCGUCUGCUGUCGCUCUUACAAGCCAGUCCAACGACAAGUACUUUAUUCGAGAAAAUGGAAAGAGUGCGCUCGACGCUGCGGCCUUCCAUUACACCAUAUAUCGUUCGCUCACUAGAUUCCUUGGCAUGGACGGUAAUUUAAAAGCGGGCUAUGAUGCACCACUUAACUGGGUUGACGCAUGGAACACGAUGAUCAUGACUAACGACCUUAUUAAUGCAAAUACUGGAGUUUUCGAUCCGCGACACAUGCAUGGUGUGACCAAUCAAGACGUGUUUCGCUGGCCUGCUAUCACGAAUGGAACGGAAAGGAUGCUGUUGGGCCUUUUUAUAACUACCAUUCACCUUCCCGGCAUUCCUAAGUUGACUUGGGGAGAGGAGCAAGCCUUUUAUGUUCUCGAUAGCACUGCCAGCAAUUACAUCUACGGCCGACAGGCGAUGACCAGCUCAGUCGCAUGGCAGAUGCACGGCUGCUAUGCUCUCGGAUCCACGCAGUACUAUCAAAUGCCUUUGAACGCUACACGACGUGGUUGUGAGGACGACAAUGUCAGCCUCGAUCAUCGUGAUUCCUCACACCCUGUCCAUAAUAUCAUCAAGCAUAUGUACUACCUGCGUGAGAAAUACCCAGUGCUUAAUGAUGGGUGGUUCCUCCAGCAGCUAUCUAACCAGACCUAUGAGGUUCAAUACCCUGGUAGCUCUGGUGUUGAGACUGAAACUGGUAUUUGGAGCGUUGCUAGGGGAGAGUUCGCUGGCGCUCAGAACCUCACUGGACCUUCAUUAGUCUGGUUGGUAUACAGUAACAAGAAUGAUUCUUCGACGUAUACAUUCGAUUGCUCCGACAAAACCAAAGCGCUCAUCGCCGCAUUCGACGAGGGCACCACAGUCAAGAAUCUCUUCUACCCCCACGACGAAAUCACGCUCAAGUCUUCGCCCGCUGCACUUGGAUUUGGGGGAUCUACGAAGAACAACGGAUGCAUCGACAGGGUUGACAUGAAGUCCUACGACUUCCGAGCCUAUGUCCCCAAGGACCAGUUCAUCGCGCCUCCUCCGAUGAUUACCCGUUUCGUACCUGGUCACGACAUGAGACUCGUCUCCAAAGUUGCCCCAGGUAAUCAGGAAGAAAUCGACAUUGAGAUCCAUUUCACUGCCGAGAUGAACUGCAACAACACCGCCUCCGUACUGGAAAUCAACUCGAGCACGGAAGAUCGUCGGAUCCCUCAAGUGGACUACGGUACCAUCCAGUGCAUUAAAACGGACGCUAAUGGCACUGAUGUCCCAGGAUAUAUCGGCAGCAUACCUACUGCAUGGACCUUCAAGGCGAAGCUGAAGAACGUUUCUAACGGUAUCCACACAGUCACCGUACGCAAUGCGACAACACCAGAUGGAGCUUUCACAAACUCGGCCGACAAGUUCAUGUUCCGCGUCGGGCAGUUAGAUAACCCGAUGAUUUUCCCUAGGACAGCCAACUACACUAGAGCAUUGAUCCAUAAGAACACAGAAAACAACACAUUGUGGAUCUCGCACAAGGCCGCUGGUGCAGACAAGUGGCGCUAUUCGAUGAACUGGGGCUCGUCCUGGAGCAACUGGGCCGAAUACCACGGAGGUAACAAUACUCUCGAGGAACAAGCGUGGUCUGGUACCAAGAAGCAAGAGUGGGAAGACGAGCACAUCAUCGCACAGUACUGGAGUAAACUGGCUGGUAGCAGUGCAGUCAUCCAACAUGCCGAUCUUGGUAGAGAAAACGAGCCCCCACGCCGCUUUCCCCACAUGUUUGCUCAUGGACCAUUUAAUCAGUACGGCUUUGACGCCGGUCUCAAAAAUCAACUGAAAUUAGGAUCUGAUGGGCAGUGGAAGUUCCAUUUCAUGAGCGAGUGGCCAGAUAUGUUCCAACUCAAUGUAUGGGGCAUGAAUCCAGACGGACAGCCGGAUGCCACAGGCGUUUACGGAGACAUCAAUGAGGAUGGCAUUCUUGAUCGCUUACCUCCCAGCUCACUGUCAAAACUUGCCAUCAACGUUACUAAUGUGCCUCCGUCGCCAUACCUUGCAUACGAGCUUCACCUAAACGAUGGAACGUACCGAUAUAAGCUCGUUCCCGUCGGAAACAUACGGCACCAACUCGUACUCUACAUCUCCCUCUUACUUGUACCCAUGCUGUCUGCCAUCCUGGGAGUUUGGCUGUAUAUGCGUGCGUUCUACGGUGUCAAGUUCAACGAGACUGGUGUUGCGAUAAAAUUCUCCCUGCUCUGGCUACCAUUCUUCGGUAACAAGAAAGCAAAUGACAGCGAUGACGAUGAUAUGCUCACCGAAGUCGAUGCCACUCCCGCUACUCUCAUGACGGAUAAGCGACGAUGUGUGCUCAUCGCUACCAUGGAAUAUGAUAUCGAAGACUGGGAGAUCAAGAUCAAGAUUGGAGGUCUCGGAGUCAUGGCUCAGCUCAUGGGCAAGAAUCUCGAACAUCAAGACCUUAUCUGGGUCGUUCCCUGUGUUGGAGGCGUUGAGUACCCACGGGAUCAAACUGCUGACUCGAUGGACGUUAAUAUCCUGGGAAACAGCUAUGAAGUGCAAGUCCAGUACCACGUUCUCCGCAACAUCACUUACGUGCUUUUGGACGCCCCUGUCUUUCGCAAACAAACAAAGUCCGAACCAUAUCCUCCGCGUAUGGACGACAUGGACAGUGCUAUCUACUACUCUGCAUGGAACCAAUGCAUUGCGCAAACACUUGAGCGCUUCCCCGUCGAUCUGUACCACAUCAACGACUACCAUGGUGCAGCUGCGCCGCUCUAUCUGCUCCCUAAAACCAUCCCCUGCUGCUUGUCUCUGCACAAUGCCGAAUUCCAGGGUCUUUGGCCCAUGCGCACCGUUUCCGAAUGCGCCGAGGUGUGCAAAGUGUUCAACCUACCGCAGAAGAUAGUCGAAGAGUAUGUUCAAUUCGGUUCCGUAUUCAAUCUACUCCAUGCCGGUGCUAGCUACCUCCGUGUUCAUCAAAGAGGUGUUGGCGCCGUCGGCGUCUCCACGAAAUACGGUAAGCGGUCGUGGGCACGUUACCCCAUUUUCUGGGGACUUGCGAAAAUUGGCCCUCUGCCCAAUCCCGAUCCUACCGAUACUGAAGCGUGGAACAAGAAGGUGUUGAAGGACGAGGACAUCCAGAUCGACGAGGCCUUUGAGGCCGCCAGACCUGGCCUCAAGCGACAGGCGCAAGAGUGGGCCAACCUAGAGCAGAAUCCAGACGCGGAGCUGUUUGUCUUCGUCGGUCGUUGGUCCACUCAGAAAGGUGUUGACUUGAUUGCGGAUAUCUUCCCUUCCAUCUUGGAAGAAAACCCAACCGCCCAAUUGAUCUGCGUUGGCCCAGUUAUCGACCUUUAUGGGAAAUUUGCAGCGCUCAAGCUGAGUAAACUUAUGGUCAAGUAUCCUGGAAGAGUCUUUUCCAAGCCCGAGUUCACUGCCUUGCCUCCGUACAUCUUCAGCGGUGCUGAAUUUGCUCUCAUUCCCUCUCGCGAUGAGCCUUUCGGACUUGUCGCUGUCGAAUUCGGACGAAAGGGCGCUCUUGGUGUAGGCGCUAGAGUCGGUGGCCUUGGGCAAAUGCCCGGAUGGUGGUAUACAGUCGAAUCGACCACCACUACCCAUUUGCUAAAGCAGUUCCGCGGUGCAAUUGAAUCAGCGCUCGCAUCCAAGCAAGAAGUCCGCAGAGUGAUGCGCGCUCGUUCAGCGAAACAGCGCUUUCCAGUCCAGCAAUGGAAAGAAGAUCUAGGCAUUCUACAAAGCAAGGCAAUCAAGAACCACGACGCGGAAGCCCGCAAAUGGCGGUUCUGGCCUCAAUCGACAACCAGUGCGUCUCGAGCCACAUCAACUAUCUUCGGAUCUAGGGCGUCAAGCUCCCGCUCAACAGUAGAUGUCAACGGUAUCCCCAUGCCCAGGAGUAGGCAAGGCCUGCCCCCCUCGGGGCUUGGAAGGAUGCUAUCACUGGGUCGCAGGAAGGGACCAGGUCAUGUCGACGGGGACGAGGACGAAGAAUGUGAUUUUGUUGAUGCUAACGCGCCAGCACGCACUGACGAGUACAUUAUAGGGGAGGAAGAAAUUGAAGUUAUUCCUCGACAAUUCCACGAAGGCCGUCCCGUGCCAGCUGCACCAUUUGCCGACCUUUCCCCUCCUCUCCAAAGCCCUUGUCACAGUCCAGCUGUUUCCAUCUCCGAUAGCGGCUUCAAUUUCUCAACUCUUACACCACCAACGCCAAUGUAUAUGCAGACCGCUUCCAGUCGAUCCUCUUUGCUCGAGAUCGACGUCAUCGUUGGUGACAAGACCGAUUUUAAUCUCCAGAAAGUCGAUCCUUUCUUUACCGACUCAAACGGCGAGUUCUACGGUAUAUUUGAAAAGAAGCUCGCUGGACUAAACGGCAAAAAUUCAGUCUCGGAAAUGUGUAUCGAGGAAUUCAUUGUACAGAGCGAAAAGCAGUGGUUCGACAGAUUCCGCACCGCCAAACUGAACUGGAUGCCCCCUUCGAGUUCGGCCUCGAGUACAAUCGCUCCAUCUCGACCAAAUUCUCGGGCCGGAACAACCGUGACGGCUGAAGAGCUCAACGACAAGGACGAAUUCCUUCUUGGAGUGGAUUACAAGCCACCAAGAGGAUUGAAGAAGUACAUGCAGUACAAGUGGGGCGACUGGCCGUUCUACUCCUUCGUUCUCGCCAUUGGUCAAAUUAUUUCAGCCAAUUCGUAUCAAGUCACUCUUCUCACAGGCGGUAUUGGUCAACAAGCAACCAAGCUGUACGCAAUUGCGACAGUUUAUCUCGUAACGUCUUGUAUAUGGUGGCUGUUGUUCCGUCGCUUAAAAUCUGUCUAUGUUCUUUCUAGCCCAUUCGUUAUCUACGGCAUUGCCUUUUUCAUUCUGGGUAUGUCGCCUUUGGCUCCUACCGCUACGGGACGCUUUUGGGUUCAAAAUGUCGCGACUGGUUUAUAUGCAGCCGCGUCAUCCAGUGGAUCUCUCUUCUUUGCUUUGAACUUCGGCGACGAAGGCGGUGCCCCUGUCCGAGAUUGGGUCUUCCGCGCCUGUGUCAUCCAAGGAACCCAGCAACUUUACGUGACCGCACUCUGGUACUGGGGAAGCCUUCUCACAUCCACGAGCUCAGCAACCUACAAAGGCUACGCUGCUAUGGUCACCUCUCCCAAACUCGCCGCCGUUACCGUUCCUCUCGCUGUUGUAAUGUGGAUCUUAGCCGGCAUAAUCCAAUUCGGCCUCCCCGACUUCUACCGCCAGACACCCGGUUCAGUCCCUUCGUUCUACACCUCCCUCUUCCGCCGCAAAAUCGUCGUCUGGACCUUUGCCACCGUCCUUAUCCAGAACUACUUCUUGUCCGCUCCAUACGGACGCAACUGGCAAUACCUCUGGUCCUCCAAAGUCGCGCCGACAUGGGCUAUUCUCCUCCUUGUUGUCCUCUUCUUCGUAGUGCUUUGGGGAGUCUUCCUAUCCAUAUUCGCCGCACUCAGCACCCACCACUCCUGGAUCCUCCCUAUCUUCGCCAUCGGCCUCGGCGCCCCACGCUGGUGCCAGAUGCUGUGGUCCACUUCUUCCAUCGGCCUCUACCUCCCCUGGGCCGGCGGUCCCGUCUCCUCCGCCCUCGUCGGCCGCACACUCUGGCUCUGGCUCGGCUUGCUCGACACAGUCCAAGGAGUCGGUUUUGGGAUGAUCUUCCUACAAACGCUGACGCGCCUCCACGUCACCUUCACGCUCCUUGCUGCCCAGGUGCUCGGGUCCAUUGCCACGAUUCUCGCGCGUGCUACCGCACCUAAUGCGAUUGGGCCGGGCGACGUGUUUCCGGAUUUUUCGGCGGGGAUCCAGCAGGGCCUGGCGAGGCCGUGGUUCUGGGUUGCACUUUUGUUGCAAAUUACAAUUUGUGUUGGUUUCUUCAAGUUCUUUAGGAAAGAACAGUUAAGUAAGCCGUAGUUGUGACGGCCUCCUUGUAUAUUGUUGUACUACACCUGACUGGUCUUUUG